This is a messenger RNA of Uloborus diversus, 1290 nucleotides long. RefSeq lists its product as uncharacterized. Bases 89 to 1267 code for a protein of 392 amino acids. The transcript has 9 exons. Gene Ontology annotation, cellular component: centriolar satellite. Lineage: Eukaryota; Metazoa; Arthropoda; Arachnida; Araneae; Uloboridae. The record is from RefSeq and is a predicted model, not a curated record. Gene Ontology annotation, biological process: centriole replication; protein localization to centrosome.
AAAACCUCCCUCAGAAUCUAAACUCCCACCUGCUCAGUUACAUGUAGACUUAAAUUUUAUUAAGUCAAAGUUGGACCGCAUUGAUAAGAUGUUAUCGGAACUGAAAUUUUCAGAAAAUGAUGAACAGCUUGAAAAGACAAGAUUAAUAGCUUCUAGUAGCAAUUUAAUAAAUUCUAAAGUGUCAGCUAUGGAGAGUCUUGAUGCUGGAAGGAGGCAAUUUAUACAAAAUAGCCUGAAAGAGAGCCUUAUAAGGUUGCAUGCCUCAGCCAUGGGUGUCCCCAAAACUUCAACAUCUAAAAUACAACCAAAGAAUUCAGGAUACUUUCUGCCACACAAUCUUCAGGUACAAAGAGCAGCUGCCAGGAGAUCAUAUUUAUUGUCUCUAAACAAGCCUAGGCUAAACAAAUUAGUUGAAAAAAAUAAAAAAAGUUCUACUACAAUUCAUACAAAAUUGCCCAGUUUUUCUACUACUUCAGGAAACAUACAACCAAAAGGUUAUCAGAAGAAAAAGGUACAAAAAAAACAAGGUGCUGUGAAAUUUAGGAAAAAAUUAGAUGUAUCUACUCAAGUAGACCUCCUGGAAAAUCCUGCAAAUGGUGAAGCAAACUUGAAUGAGCAAGCAUCUGAAUAUAAAGAUGAAAACAUUGAAUGUGCUGUGGAUGGAAUAUUAACUGAUUUGCUUGGUGAAACUGUUUUAUCUUUAAAUGCUAUCAAGCAAAGAAAAUCAAAGCAAACUCUUAGUAAGACAGUUGGUGAGAAAGAAAAUACACUUCAAAAGUAUGGUUCAGGUGCAGAUGAAAUUCCAGCACAGCAUUUUCGUUCUGAUUUCAACGAGACUGUUUUUAAAAAUGAGGAUAAAAGAGAUAUUGGAGAAAAAGGGGAACAUUUGCUACCUGAUUUAAAAAAUGAGCUUAGAAAUCCAAUUGGCAAUGAUGAUCAAGUCAGCCAAAAACUGUCUGAAGAAAAACAACAAGGUUUACUCUCUCAUAAAUAUUCCAGUGAAGCACAAAAACAAACUGUGCCAAAGACACUUCGAAUUAGCAUUGAUUCCUCAAGAAGGAUUGCUAAAUACAGAAAGGAAUUUUGGAACUAUUUGAAAGCAACAUCUUGGGUAGCAAAUGAAAACUUCAAUCCUUGGGUUCUUGCUGAUAUGAUAGCUGAAGCCAUUCUUGAAGAUUGUAUCACAGAUGUGUGUCAAGACCUAGGUGAUUUACCAUCUGUUUUUAUAGAUGAGCUUUGUAAGCAAGAAUUUGCGCAGCGUAUGUGAGUAAAAACAUGCCAAACACUAUA